AUGGCCGAAGCUGAAAGCAGUUAUCUCUUCUUCUUUGUAGCAAUGGAUUCUGAUUUGGAGUACAUAUACGAGCAAUAUGUUAAGUCAUCUGACGGCUCGUUGGACGAGGAGGAGUACUCCGAUGAGACAACAAUGAUGCAGGCGGUCCUUGAAGACGCGGAGCAUGCGGAGGAUUAUGUUCUCAAUUUCAAGGGCUCGAUCAAGGGUCAUCUAGUGCUCAGUCGCAGUAGGGCGCGCGGGCAUUUGACACUGAUGUCUGACUACUUUGCCCCCAAUGCACUAUUCAUUGACCAUUUUCGCAGGCGUUUUCAGAUGCACAAGACUGUUGUUGAUUGUUUGUAUCAUGGCGCCCGAUUCUAUGAUGACUAUUUCGUCCUAAAGAAGGACGCCGUGGGAACGAUUGGCUUCUCUGGUUACCUAAAGUGCACGGUCGCACUCUGGAUGCUUGCAUAUGGCAUGGUUGGUGAUCCAUGGGACGAGUACCUAUGGAUGUCUGAGAGCACAUGCGGAGGUGCCUGA
Aegilops tauschii subsp. strangulata is the source of this 519-nucleotide messenger RNA. The record is from RefSeq and is a predicted model, not a curated record. Lineage: Eukaryota; Viridiplantae; Streptophyta; Magnoliopsida; Poales; Poaceae.